UCUGACAAACCAGAUAUGGCUGAAAUUGAGAAGUUUGAUAAGUUGAAAAAGAUAGAAACUCAAGAGAAGAACCCACUGCCUUCAAAAGGAACAAUUGAACAGGAGAAGCAAGUAGGUGAAUCGUAAUGAAAUCAGCCCUUCCAAAUUAUGCACUGUACAUUCCACAAGCAUUGCCUUCUUAUUGUACUUCUUUUAGCUGUUUAAACUUGGCAAGAUGCAAAGAGGUCAGAUAAAGUUUAAACGACUGAACUUUCCCUU
Molecule: messenger RNA, 258 nt
Organism: Euleptes europaea (tarantolino)
Lineage: Eukaryota; Metazoa; Chordata; Lepidosauria; Squamata; Sphaerodactylidae
Product: thymosin beta-4-like
Exons: 1
Biological process (GO): actin filament organization; regulation of cell migration
Cellular component (GO): cytoplasm
Molecular function (GO): actin monomer binding
Source: RefSeq, a predicted model, not a curated record